Lates calcarifer (barramundi perch) is the source of this 1423-nucleotide messenger RNA. RefSeq names its product mitochondrial amidoxime reducing component 1 (gene marc1). The transcript has 7 exons. Gene Ontology annotation, biological process: nitrate metabolic process. Lineage: Eukaryota; Metazoa; Chordata; Actinopteri; Centropomidae. The record is from RefSeq and is a predicted model, not a curated record. Bases 103 to 1092 code for a protein of 329 amino acids. Gene Ontology annotation, molecular function: nitrate reductase activity; molybdopterin cofactor binding; pyridoxal phosphate binding. Gene Ontology annotation, cellular component: mitochondrial inner membrane.
GAGGCGUGUUUCUGUUGACCGAGCGUCAGUGAACGUUACACAUGGAGCCCACUGUCGCUCCAGCCAAAGUUCAGUGUCAAAGUAAAUCUCCAAGCCUCCAAAAUGGACCUGAAGGAGCUGGUUGUGAGCACGUUGGCCCAGAAUAAGAAGGCCGCUCUCCUGAUCGGCGGGGCGGGCGUUGCUGUUCUGGGACUCGGGCUCGGAUAUAAAUACCUGCGAAAGCCAGAAAAAGUUGUUCGUGUAGGCGUUGUGUCGCAGCUCCUCAUUCACCCUCUGAAGUCUGGCAAAGCGGUGUCUGUGGCUCUCGCAGAAUGCCAGAAAAUCGGUUUGAGGUUCGGAGAACUGCAGGAUCGACACUGGCUGGUGGUGACAGAGGACGGUCACAUGGUGACGGGCAGACAGGAGCCUCGUCUGGUGUUGGUGUCGCUGACCUGCGAGGGAGGUCGGGUUUGUUUGAAUGGACCAAAUAUGGAGGAGCUGAGGUUCCCCAUCAAACAGCCCGAUAACGCCGUCAUCGACUGCAGAGUGUUUAGUGCUGACAUUCAGGGCCGGGACUGUGGCGACGAAGCGUCUCGCUGGCUCACUCAUUAUCUGGGGGCAGAGAAAACCUUUCGCUUGGUGCACUUUGAACCUCAGAUGAGAGCCAGGAGGCCGGUGGAGAAAGAGCCUCUUUUCCCACAAUAUGAGCAGGUGGCGUACCCAGAUAUCGGACCUGUGAUGCUGCUGUCGGAGGCGUCUGUUAAAGACCUCAGCAGCAAAUUGGACAAGGACGUCACGGUGGAGCGUUUCCGCCCAAACAUCGUAAUAAGUGACUGUGAGGCUUUUGAUGAGGAUUCAUGGGAGGAGAUCCAGAUUGGCAGCGUGCGACUGCAGCGUGUAAUGUCAUGUGGAAGAUGCAUUUUCACCACAGUUGACCCUGAAACUGGUAUAAUCAACAGAAAAGAGCCUCUGGAAACACUGAAAAGCUAUCGUCUGUGUAAACCAUCCGAGAAGCAAAUCUACAAAUCGUCUCCGCUGUUUGGACAGCUGCACACUGUGAAGAAGACGGGGAUCCUGCAGGUCGGAGACGAGGUGUACAAGAUCAGCCGCUGACAGAGCAAGUUAGAGAGAGGGAAACAUGGUGCCACAGUAUUCACUCACUUGUUAUUAGCACAACCACUGUAUAAUCAGUGUUAAUCCACACUAAAGAAUGCACUUAAAUACAUGUAGUAUGUGCACAUAAUGAAGGAAAAAGCACAAAUAUCAGUGUUUUUUAAACAGGCUGUGAUUCACAGAGCAAGUUCAAAACACCAAUAAUCAAGUAGUGUUUUUUUUUUUUUUACACUAGACUGUGUUAAUUAUCAUUCCACUCAGCUGCAUCUACGUCAGAUGCACUGUUGUGUAACAUUAAUGCAACCUGGAUUAAACACAUCUCUAACAACAA